CUAAAAUUGGAUCUCCUCCAAAAUACCUCUCUACGUAGCCUCAACUUCAGUCUUCACAUUGGGGCAGCUCUCAGGAUUCUCAGAGCAAUGAGCUGUGCUCAGCUGUGCGCAGCCGUAGCCUUAGGCGAGGGGUGGCGUUCUUACAAUGCAUAUGCUGGGCGAUCAGGGCUUUGAGCCUCCUCCCUGAUCCUAGUGGUCGAUGAUGGAUGCAGUGGACACACUUUGCUUUGUUGAUGACUCGAGUACGGGGGAGAGCUGUCCGCAACUGUGGAAAGGAAUCUAGCAGCUGUGAAGAAACCCUGGCUCUUGCAAUGUGGACAAUAGCUCACCUUUUGUAAACCCCUCCUAUGUAAGAGUACCCCUGUCCUGGUGGUUUGAUCAGAUCAAAGAGGUACCAGUGGCCAUCUGAUAGCCACCUUGGCAAAAGAUGGAGCGGAACUCUGCAACCACGGAAGAGACCGCCAUUUUCACGGCAAUUGAGGAGGAGAUUCCCUGGGAGAAACUAUCAAAAAGGUUGAAGGUUUUCAUCGGUGGACAAAAUGAGUGGAAUGCAAGGAUCAAAGACUACUGCAUACGGAAGCGGUACAGAUGGUCAGAGUGCCACGCAAAGUCCGCCUGCAAGGAGAUGGAAUACUAUGAGGACCUCAUCCGAUACACACGGAAGAGUCUGGCGCUGUUCCCGUACCACCUCGCUGAUGUUAUCUGCCGGAUUCUACGGGUCACGCCAUUUAGAUAUUACUGUGACGUGCUCUUUGAAGUUUUGAGGAGUGAGAAGUCCUACGACAGCAUUCCAAACUUUGCGGCAGCGGAUGCUCUGAGGACCACGGGCAUAGGCCGCAAUGAGUUUAUAGACAUCAUGAACAAGUGCCGGGGCAAGAAGUUGAUGUGGAAGCUGAACAAGGCGAUUGCUAAGGAGUAUCUUCCCGAGCAACCGCGGGACUUUGAGGUGCAGCCAUGGUGGCUCGUCUCGGUGGUCAAUCUGUCCCUGGAAGAGUACAGGAAGCUGACGCCUGAUGAGGUCACUCUGGUGGACCGCAUUGCCAAGGAGCACAACAAUAUGGCGGCAGAAGUUGACCUGGAGCUUGUGCGGUCGUUGACUAGAAGGGGCCUUGUCUACUUUGAUGUGCCAGUCUACAGCGACGACCGAUUCUCAAUCUCCUCUCUUGAAGGCUUCGUCUCGAACCGGGACCAGUCGUACGAGGACCCUAUGGAAGAGCUCCUGUACAAUGUCUUCGUCGCCUCAAGCGAGCGCGCAACCGUAGCUGAGCUCGCCGCCACCCUCCAAUCCAACCCGAAGCGUCUCGAAGCCGCCGUGUCAAUUGCCUGCCGCCUCGGUUUCGCCAAAAAGAUCCUCGACCCUAGUUACCUCUUCGGCAAGGGCGCGAUCGAGCUGACGGAAGAGGAAGGAGAUGGCGCGCUCGAAGAGGACGGAGCCGACGAAGAAGGCGAGGAUUCGGAGGGUUUGGGGACCGAGGCAGAGGCGGCCGCGGCUGCGGCCGCGGAGCCAGGGAAGGCGCCGGUGAAUCGCUUUGCGCUGCUGGUGGACGCGAAUCUGACGUCAUAUCUCAUGAUGGGGUCCCUCUCACCAGGUCUGAAACGCCACGCAGUGACGCUGUUCGAGGCCGGCAAGCUGAACGACGGCAAUGUCGCCGACAUUGUGGACGACCUCGCGUCCGUCGAGGGCACGCGCCUUGAGGGCGAGCUGCAGCGCUUUGCGGACCACGCCUUCAGCCUGCGCGUCGUGCUGCAAACCCUGCGCUCCGGGGGGCUGACCGCGCCGAACGGCUCCGCGACCAACUCGCCGCAAGCGACUGCGUCGAGGAACGGGCUGGGGAUCGGGGACUUGCUGAAUCUGGAGGCGGAGAGGAGAUUGAGCGUUGGCGGCGCAGAAGCUAAUGCGGGGGAAGCGUCGCCGGACUCUUCCCCGGGGGGUACGGUUGAGGGGCAACUAGGGGGGGGUGGCGCGGCUGAGGCGCCGUUAGGGGAGAGUGAAAAGCGAGGAGGUGUGAAACCGUCCGGAGAGUUUGACGGACGUGCAGCGGCAGGGGACGGCGCUACAGAAAGCGGAGGCGCCAAGGGGUUUGGUUCGGAUGACGAAGACUGGAAGGAGUUCCAGGCGGCCGAUGCACGGCCAGCGGCGAACCUUGCAGAGCCAGGCGCGAGUGCGGCAACCGGGACAAUCCCGGAACUGAGUCCCUUACCGGAGGGGGAACCGGACCUCUCGAGCUCUGACCCAAAACUGAGCCUCCGUCAAACAGACGCUUCCAGCUGGUUCGCCGCAGACGGCGUAACCGAGCAACGGCCGUUGACACCGGGCAGCCCGGCAGGCAGAGACGCGAGGGGGUUCCCCCUGGUGGUGUCGCCCGCUCCCGGGGGGGACGACAGCCAGCACAGCACGCCCCGGGCGGGGACCCCCCGGAGCCCCCGGUUGACGAGCAAGCUGAGCAAGCGGCUGCGGUGCUACGUGGACGUGCUGCGGUUGGAGAGUCUGGCCAGCCUGCAGCCGAGCAUCGUGCAGCAGAUCCUAAAACGCGACUACGCAGUGCUCGUCUCCAUGGUCCCCCUGGCCUCCUCCCCCCCCCUCUCCUCGGACGGCUCCGGUCCCGUUCACUUCGGCCCCCCCACCCCCGCUGCGUGUACGCCCUGGAUGAAACUCCUCCUCUACUCCGUCGCCCAGUCUGGCCCUCCGACCCUCGCUCUAGUUCGCGGGCAACGCCUGCGCGUCCUCCCCCCCCAACUGAAUCGCACGCAGCGCGCCGCGAUCUGGGCCUGGGACGGGCUGGGCGUCGGCGGCGUCGGCGGGCGCGGCGGCGAGGGAUCCGUCGUCGAGGGGGGGCUGCUUCUCCACGCGCUUAACACCCUACUAAAGUUCUCGGCGGUGCUCGUUCAGCCGCUCGGCGAGGGGGGUCUCGAAACCGCGGACGUCCCGCUCCCCCUCCCCGAGGAGGCCGUUGGCGACCUGCUGACGUCAGAGGCGGCGCCGGAGGUGACGUCAGCGGCGGACCCGUUUGCGCGGCUGCACAAGGAGCUCGCAUUACGGCGGGUGGUGCACGAUCUGCACCUGGGGACGCUGGGCUACAUCCGGAUGGUGCAAUUCACACCCCCUCCAGCGGGCGCUUCCGCGGCUGGUGUGAAUACGUUCUCAAGUCCGGGUGUGGAGCAGCCCUCAAGUCCGAGUGAGAACGACCCCUCCAGCACCGGUGUGAACAGGCCCUCGGGCCUGGGGGAAGUGAAAGUGCCAGUAGCGCAGUGGGUGCCACAGAGCGUCGAGUUCGGGGUGCCGCUGUUUGACACGUCGCUAUGUAAGAAGGUGUGCGAGGGGGCGGUGCGGAGCCGGCUGUUUGAUCCUGCGGCUCUGGAAAAGCACCGCGCUUCCAUGGGGGCUCUGCGUCAGCAACUGCGAGAGUUCAUCGGGGACUACCGGGCGAACGGCCGACUCGCGAACGAGUUCUUUGCGUCAAAGAAGGACAGGCCAGUAACUAGAGGCGCGGCCGGUUCCUUCUCGACGACGCUGUCGUUUGGCGAGUGGUCGUCCUCCGGGAACCUGCUGGAGCGAACCGGAGGGAUCCCCCUAGAAAGGAGGACGAGCGUCAAGGCGGGGGAGGAUGACAUCAGCGAGUUGGCGCUCCCGGGCGUCAAUCUGUACUUCGACGGGGCGCAGUUGCAGCCGGUAGACUUGGGCUCGUGCCUUCAGGGGCGCCUGCCGGCGGCGCUAGUCGCGGAGUCAACAAACUUCGCGCAGUCCGAGUUUUCGAGACGUGUCUCACUUGCUGCUUGAAGGUGACCUUAUAGGAGGCUUGGCAAGCGGACUAGACUGAGGAUGAAAGGACACGAACAGCAGAAUAGAGAGUCCGAAGGGGCCCGACUUUUUGUUGACUUUGUUCAAGGAGAGCUGACCCCUUGGGUUUUUCCGCAUGGAUGGGCUUUGAGCUGCCAUGGU
Klebsormidium nitens is the source of this 3940-nucleotide messenger RNA. The record is from the annotation of a GenBank genome assembly. NCBI's taxonomy places the organism in Eukaryota, Viridiplantae, Streptophyta, Klebsormidiophyceae, Klebsormidiales, Klebsormidiaceae.